Molecule: messenger RNA, 1880 nt
Organism: Paramisgurnus dabryanus
Lineage: Eukaryota; Metazoa; Chordata; Actinopteri; Cypriniformes; Cobitidae
Gene: dck
Product: deoxycytidine kinase
Biological process (GO): nucleobase-containing compound metabolic process
Cellular component (GO): mitochondrion; cytoplasm
Molecular function (GO): ATP binding; deoxycytidine kinase activity
Source: RefSeq, a predicted model, not a curated record
AUGGGCGGAGCCUGCAGUUUGAGCGCCAGAAUUUAAGCUCCCGCCUCCUAGCCGUGUUGCUUACUGUACAGUAACUGUAACGAGUGUUGUUAAAUUUUGCUCCGUUAUAGCCUUAAAUAAAAUGUCUCCCACAGCUAAAAGAGCCUGUCCGAGUCCUCUGAAUGACAGUCUGGAGAAGAGGAUUAAACGCAUCUCUAUUGAAGGAAACAUCGCCGCAGGAAAAUCCACUUUUGUUCGUUUGUUGGAGGACCAUGAACAGGAAUGGGAGGUCGUACCAGAACCAAUCGCUAGAUGGUGCAAUGUACAAACGCAACACGAAGACCACGAGGAAUUAACCACAUCUCAAAAAAGCGGCGGGAACGUUCUCCAGAUGAUGUACGAGAAGCCUGAGCGCUGGGCGUACACCUUCCAGAGUUACGCCUGCAUGAGUCGCAUUCGAGCCCAGAUCAAAUCCACCAAUGGGAAGCUGCGAGAGGCGGAGAAUCCGGUGCAGUUUUUUGAACGUUCAGUGUACAGCGACAGGUAUAUCUUUGCAUCUAACCUAUACGAGAGCGAGUGUUUGAAUGAAACUGAAUGGGCGAUCUAUCAGGACUGGCACAGCUGGCUGCAUAAACAGUUCGGGCGGCACAUUGAACUGGAUGCCAUCAUUUACCUGCGGGCAAAGCCAGAGCGGUGUUUGGAAAGAUUGCAUCUGAGAGGCCGAGAGGAGGAACAGGGAAUUCCUCUGGAAUAUCUGGAAAAACUUCACUAUAAACAUGAGUGCUGGUUACAUCACAGGAAUUUGAGUAUGGAGUUUCAAUAUCUGAAUGAAGUGCCGGUUCUUACUCUGGAUGUCAAUGAUGAUUUCAAAGACAACACGAUUAAGUGUGCUGAUAUGAUUGAGAAGGUGAAAGAAUUUCUAAGCACUCUGUGAUGAAAGGAAUUGUGCUUUUAUGUUUUGUGUUUGUUUAUAAAGUGAUAUAUAUUUUUUGUACAUGUUAUACAGUCUUGUGAAUUAAAUGCUUAAUAAUAGUAAUAAUUAACUUCUGUUUUCUUUUUAAAGAAAAUGUAUCCUCUAUCAUCUUGCUUUUAUUGCAGUGUUUUCACUUUUUAUUUGUUGUUAAGCGGUGCUAUAAUAUUUAAGGACACACAGUUCUACACUUCAUUUAAAGCAAUAAGGAAAUUUCCGAAAUGUUAUUGGUAAUAAUUUAUCAUCGUAAUGAUAAAGAGACGAAACUUUCACUUACUCUGAAUUUCUGAUUACCCAACAGCCUUUUUCUUGACAAUAACAGAGUUAUGAAACAAGUCAAACUUGUUUGCAUUUUUGAGUUUUCGUAAAUGUUGUGCAAUUAUACAAUACCCACUAUUGGUACAGCUAAAAAUAUCAUGAACAGAUUUACCCCUCAGGGUUUAAAAUAAAAGUCAUUCCUGGAAAGAAUCGUGUUUUGAAAAUAGAUUUGUAUAGUUAUGCUUCACAUUCAGUAGCAGAGAGAUAAAUAAUUCAUUGAAUUGCAUUCAGAUGUCAGCAAGAAAUUUUUCUUUUCAUGCUUUUCCAGUAAUCACAAAGGAAUUGAUAAACAAAGUUGUGGGAACAUUAACCUUUACACAUUGUGUUAUUAUGUAAUUCAUUUCUAAUGGACUGCUACGUUACAUCACAUCUGAUGAGGAUUCAAGAUUUCUAAAUAAAGUUGGAAGCAGAAUUUCUGAAAAAUUUUGUUAAGCUUUUUCUAGUAUUUAAGAUCACCUUGUGAACCUCAUGAAGAGCAAGAAAGUUUGACCUUUUGUACAUUUAAGUUCACAUGGUCAAUGUCACAGAUUUGUGUAUGUAACCUAAAUUAACUUCUUAAGUUUGUUUAAAGACUUUGAAUACCCUUGUGAACCAUUCUUUGUUUUUUCUGUGU